Ostreococcus lucimarinus CCE9901 is the source of this 1485-nucleotide messenger RNA. RefSeq lists its product with no specific name. The annotation marks the transcript as partial. The record is from RefSeq and is a predicted model, not a curated record. The transcript has a single exon. NCBI's taxonomy places the organism in Eukaryota, Viridiplantae, Chlorophyta, Mamiellophyceae, Mamiellales, Bathycoccaceae.
AUGCGCCUCGACGCGAUCCUCGAGAGCGUUCGAAGGGACAUCGUCGGACACGGGGCGACGUUCGGCGGGGCGUACGGGACGAAGUCGCUGGUGUACGCCGACUACACGGCGAGCGGACGGGCGUCGCGAGCGGUGGAGCGGUGCGUCGCGCGAGACGUGCUGCCGAUGUACGCGAACACGCACACGUCGACGUCGACGACGGGGUCGCAGACGUCGUGCUUUCGAGCGGAGGCGAGACAGGUGGUGGCGCAGUGCGUGAACGCGCGGGUGGGAUACAGCGAUAGACACGCCGACGUGGUGACGUUUACGGGAAGCGGGAGCACGAGCGCGAUCGAUCGGUUGGCGCGAGCGCUCGGGAUGCACGUACCGUUACCGGUGAACGCGCCGAGGGAAGCGAGGCCGGUCGUGUUCGUCGGACCGCACGAACAUCACAGUAAUAUUUUGCCCUGGCGCGAGUCGUGCGCGAUUGUGGUGGAAAUUCCAGAGGAAGAGAGCUCGGGAAUGGUGGACGUGGACGCGUUGCGCGCGGCGCUGCGCGCGUACGCGUCACACGCGACGCUGAUUGGAAGUUUUAGCGCGGCGAGUAACGUGACGGGGGUGAGGGCGGAUGUGAAUUUAAUCACGGAGACGUUGCAUCGAGGAAACGCGUUGGCGUUGUGGGACUACGCCGCCGCCGCGGCGUACGUCGACGUCGACAUGAACCCGGUAGUUUUCGACGAAAACACCGGUGCGUUGAAUCCGUACGUAUACAAAGAUGCGAUAUUUAUGUCACCGCACAAGCUUCCGGGAGGGCCGGGUGCGCCCGGGAUUUUAGUGGCAAAACGCGCAUUGUUCGUGAACGAAGUGCCGAGCGAACCGGGCGGAGGAACUGUCUUUUAUGUCACGAGCACCGAUCACCGGUAUUUAAGCAACAGAGUGGAGCGCGAAGAGGGUGGGACUCAAGACAUCGUUGGAAGCAUCCGCGCUGGCUUGGCGUUCCAAAUGAAAGCUAACGUGGGGACGUCGUUGAUUGAAGCGGCGGAGGAACGACUGCGACGACGAUUGUUCGACGAGCUGGAGAAGGAUGAGAAUAUUUGCUUACUCGGACCUCGGGCGAAUUCGACGACGAAGCGCUUGCCUAUUGCGUCGUUUCUCAUACGAGCCCCAGCGGUGGAUUCGAAAAGUAGGUUUCUACACUACUCAUUCACGUGCGCGGUGUUGAACGACGUCUUCGGCGUGCAGGCGCGAGGCGGAUGCGCGUGCGCAGGGCCGUACGCGCAUCGUCUUCUCGGAAUAUCUCCAGCUGAUGCAGCCGCGAUCGAGGCGCACUUGCUAGACAAAGCCGAAGUAUUACGACCUGGUUUUGCGCGCGUCAGUUUGCCAUACUUCGCGUCUGAUGCUGAGAUUGAGUACACGUUGGCCGCGGUACGCGCCGUCGCCGCGCACGGCUGGCGCUUGCUGCCGAUGUAUCGCAUGGACGCCAAGACGGGUGAAUGGAGACACGCC